AUGCCGGACCAUUCAAGCCAACCUGCAUCCGCUCGGUCACGGAAGAAAGCGAGUGCAGCUUGUGUCAAUUGUCGCAGACACCGCGUGCGGUGCAUCACGGCCCCGAAUCAGAAUCAGUGCGACAGGUGUUCAAGACAUGGCGUCGAAUGUAUCUUCAAAGACGACGACGAGCGCAAACGGCCACACUCCAAGGCCACUUUGAACGACCUUCUCGCCCGAGUCCAAUUUCUCGAGGGAUUGCUUCGACAACAAUCGCACUCGACGAAUCAGCUCAAUUCGCUGCAGGACUUCACAUUGGAUUCAGUCGUGACGGCUCCUGCUGAUGAUGUGCAAAGGCGGCCCGAAGACGAAGACUCGCUCCCACAGCUCGGUCAGCCGAACGAGGCACAGCUACCGGAUGCAUCCCCCAGGCUUCCAGACAUGCCAGCAGUGAACCAGUCCCGUAAGAGGUCACAUUCUCGGUUGGACACUUGCUCGACCGAGUCUCGUACAGAUUCGUCUCCCAGCGCAUCCGUCAGUCCAGGCACUCAUGGACAAGCCAUCCUUGACCAAUUGACCGACACGGUGUCGAAUCUUCUCAGCGUCAAGGUUGUACAAGAGAUCAACUUGACCCUCGAGCAUCACUCACGCUAUGACGCGCAUCUACCCUUUACAAAAUCCUUCGAGCGCAAUACUCGCGCCUUUGCACUCCUCCGGUCCAUAUCACCCGAAUUACAGGACCACCUCACAAGCCUGUACUUCAAAUAUAGCAACCAACGAAAUCCUCUCGUGAACGAGGAAGCCUUCAUGUCCGACAAGGCCCUGGGUCGCACCAACUUCUACAGCCCUCUGCUUCAUCUCUGCAUUGUUGCUCGCGGCUUGUACUACGCCGACAUGGAUGACUAUAGGAUCCAGACGUUCCUCAGGAAGGACCAGGAUAAUGUCUUGCACCGAGAAGUGUGCGGACUGAUGACUUUCGACCUCUGUGAUUCAGGCUCCUUGACAUUCUGUCAGGCGCUGGGCGUUGCGUCUGACCUUGAAUGUGGCGCGGGGCGAUCAAGGAGUGCUUGGAUGACUAUCGGCGCGGCCAUCAGGAUGGCCUUCGAUCUGAACAUCCACGUGGAUCGGAAUCAAACGGACAAUUCUAUACUGGCACAACAGGCACGUAAGGAGCUCUUCUGGGGCUUGGUCUCGCGUGAUCGAUACUACACUUUAUCUUUGGGACGCCACAGAAUGAUCAGAAACUCUGACUUUGCCGAUGUGCUCCAGUGUCCACCGCACUGGGACACGUAUCAGGUGGGAGUCUUCACCGCCAUAGCAGACCUGAUGUGCUUGACGGCAGACAUCGUCGAAGUGCUGGUGUGUGCCCAAGACAAGCAGGACUUUUCAGACCUCCACUUGAACCUGGCCGUAUGCAGCAAGGCGCUGAAAAAGUGGCAUGCCCGGCUGCCGGAACGACUCCAGUGGAAUGCGGUCAACGUCCGGGAGGCUGACCCCAGAUUCUUCCUUCUCCAUUUACAGUUACAUGCCACCUACAUUGUACUCCACCGGCCGUUUUCGAUGAUGCAGGUCUUUGGACCCAGCGUCGGCGGCACGAACGAGGGCAGCGACUCCUACUUCUGGUCCCCAGUCCGCAGCCGAGCGCAUAUGCUGUGCAUCGAACACUCGAUAGAAAUAUCCAACAUCCUCAAGCUCUACGAGCAACAGCGCGCACCUCGUGUCAUGUGUUUGAGUGUAGUGCACCAUCUUGGAAUUGCGGCUACGGCUCUGAUUUCUGAACUGGUCUUGGAGCAUCCCGCCCAGACUCCCCUACUCCCCCAUCUCCUCUAUAUUCGCGGAGUCUUACGAGGUAUGGUGCCGACGUAUAAAGGGGUGAAAAAGACACUGCACAUUAUUGAGAAGGCCUGUACAGCUUCUGGCUGGACUUCGGACGGUCCUUGCACCUACAGUGGUCUCGAAGCAGGCGGGGUCCGCCCAGCGACCUCGAUGCCGACCUCGAAACUCAAAACAUCUCAAGGGCUCUCCCUUUCAUCACAAGAUAUGCUCCCCAAGGGUUCGCCGGCUCAGCCUCCACCAGCGGCUGCGUUUCUUUCCAAGCGAGCAGAUCUGCCACUGUCCUAUGAGCAAGCCCUCCCGCCGGAUGUCGCUGGCGAUAGCAAUCCAUUUGACUGCCACGAGUUUUCCAUUGGGAAUUUGGAAGACAUGUUUGGGUGGCCGGUGUGGGGCGACGAAGACGGACAGGCAGUUUAG
Fonsecaea pedrosoi CBS 271.37 is the source of this 2229-nucleotide messenger RNA. RefSeq lists its product as uncharacterized. The record is from RefSeq and is a predicted model, not a curated record. Bases 1 to 2229 code for a protein of 742 amino acids. The transcript is spliced from 6 exons. Lineage: Eukaryota; Fungi; Ascomycota; Eurotiomycetes; Chaetothyriales; Herpotrichiellaceae. Gene Ontology annotation, biological process: regulation of DNA-templated transcription; DNA-templated transcription. Gene Ontology annotation, molecular function: DNA binding; zinc ion binding; DNA-binding transcription factor activity, RNA polymerase II-specific.